Messenger RNA from Arvicola amphibius (Eurasian water vole), 1706 nucleotides. RefSeq names its product BRD4-interacting chromatin-remodeling complex-associated protein-like. The coding region runs from base 96 to 920 and encodes 274 amino acids. The transcript has a single exon. The record is from RefSeq and is a predicted model, not a curated record. Lineage: Eukaryota; Metazoa; Chordata; Mammalia; Rodentia; Cricetidae.
CCUGGGCCCGAACAUCAUCUUCCUUGUCAUCAACAUCCUCAUCCUCAUCCUCAUCCUCUGCCACCUCAUCCUUGGACGCAGAUGAGGAUGGCCCCAUGCCCUCUCGCAACCGGCCACCCAUCAAGACCUAUGAGGCCCGCAGCCGCAUCGGCCUCAAGCUCAAGAUCAAGCAGGAGGCGGGGCUCAGCAAAGUGGUGCACAACACUGCACUGGACCCUGUGCACCAGCCCUUGCCUGUACCUGCACCUGCGAAAGGGGCAGAGCCUCCGCCACGCUCAGCUCCACCCUCACUCCCUCCUGCCACGCAGGCACAGAUGAAUGGCACUUUGGACCAUCCCCCGCCCGCAGCACGCAAACCCACAGUGCCUGCGCCCUGCCCACGUCUACCAUUGCGCAAGACCUACCGUGAAAAUGUGGGUGACCCAGGUGCUGCCGAGGGUGCACAGGGACGGCCGCGGGGUGCAAGCAGCCCGACCUCACUACCUGCCAAGGUGGAUGAGGCCACCAGUGGGCUGAUCCGCGAGCUGGCUGCAGUGGAGGACGAACUGUAUCAGCGUGUUCUGAAGGGCGGCCACCACCCCCAAGAAACCCCAGCCUCCACACCAGCCAGGGCCCCACCGAACCCAGCUGGGGAAGCACCUGCACUGCCCCCGGCCAAAACGACGCAAGUCCCGAGUCCCCUGAUGUGGGACCAGGCCAGCUCUCUAGUGACAGCCCGCAGGACGAUACGCUCACUGAGCAUUUGCAGAGCGCCAUCGACAGCAUCCUUAACCUGCAACAGGCCCCUGGCCGGACACCCGCAGCUCCCUACCCCCAUACAGGGCCCAUGCCUGGCAACCCCACAUCCCCAGCACCUCUGCACAGGCCAGACGCCUUUCCACCAUCCAGUCACAACGGUGGCCUCGGUGCCAGGACGUUGAACAGAUAACACUGGGCUGCUCCUGCGGCCCCUGUCAGGUGCUCCCAAUCCCACCUCCAGGGGAACAGCCUGGCAGCCGACCUCCACCUCUAAGGGGACACUAAACCAGUCCCCAACAAUUCUUGCCUAAGUUAUUUGAGUCACAAAGGCCUCCCCACCCUCCUGCUUUCACAUUGGCAAGAGAGUUGGGAUGGGGCGUGGGCUUUCUAGGGGAGGGGGGUUCUGUUGCAAUGUACAAUGUCCUCCUGGCACAGGACAGGCCAGGGGAUAAGAGUGAGUGUUUCCCAGGACUGGGCUACUGGGUUGAUGCACUGGUAACAUCUGAAUACCAGGCCUUAUCUGAUUGGCUACACGGAUCACUGUCCAGGGCGCUCAGAGCUGUGAGAGACCUUCAGACAGGCUCAGCUCACUUCCCGUUCCCUGCAGAGCCUGGAAAAUUAGGAAGCAAGGACUCAAGCCAGUGUCCCAAAGUACCUGCGUCCCAUCCAUACGUGCACACGCCAGAGUCCUCCUGUGUGUGUACAUGCACGAGAGAGUAAGAGAGAUUCCCACCACCCCCAUCCCUCCCGAGGAACAAGACACGGGGUCUUCCUCCUCCCAAGCCGUCUUCCCUAUAUUCUUCUUGCCUCCAGUCCACCAUGCCACGUUUUGAAAUCUUGGAGACAAAACUAGUACUGUAAGAUAAAGAUUUUUUUUGUACUGUAUUUAUUGUGUAUAACGAUUUUUUUAAGGGAAAAUUCUGUACAUCUAGAACUCUUGUAAAUUAAAAGCUGAUCCUUUUUUUUUU